Poeciliopsis prolifica (blackstripe livebearer) is the source of this 780-nucleotide messenger RNA. RefSeq names its product ladderlectin-like. Lineage: Eukaryota; Metazoa; Chordata; Actinopteri; Cyprinodontiformes; Poeciliidae. The record is from RefSeq and is a predicted model, not a curated record. Gene Ontology annotation, molecular function: signaling receptor activity. The transcript has a single exon. Bases 82 to 558 code for a protein of 158 amino acids.
GUCUCUCCAGAACUCUCUUCAGCAUUCAUCCCUGCAGAUAAACUCUGAAACCUCUCAGAAUCAAAACCAUCAGACUCCAAGAUGAUAUUGCUGUUCUUCUUGUUUGGUCUCUCUCUGGCUGCUGUGGUUCCGUCAGACAGACAGGAGAUGAAGCUCCAGCGGGGCGGCUGUCCCCCGUUCUGGUACAGCUUCAAUGAGCGCUGCUACAAGUACGUCGCCACCUUGAUGACCUGGGGUGAUGCAGAGCAGCACUGCGUGGACCAAGGAGCCAACCUGGUGUCCAUCCACAGCCUGGAAGAAGAGAACUUUGUCAAAAUGCUGAUCAGAAACUUUGAUCACGCCGAGGGAGUCAACUGGAUCGGACUGUCUGAUGCUGAGAAGGAUGGAACAUAUUUCUGGUCUGACGGGUCCAGACUGAACUUCAAACUGUGGAAUGCAGGAGAACCAAACAACUCCGGAGGAUCUGAACCAUGUGUGCACACCAACUAUGGCCCAUCCAAGGGAUGGAACGAUAAAGUGUGCAGAGAUCAAUACUCCUCUGUUUGUAAAGCUCGCUAGAUUGGUAAUAGCUAACAAUAUGCUUUUAAGAUUAUAAAACCUGGUUGCCUGGAACAUGUCUUUAUAUCCUCUGAUUUUGUAAGAUAUUUUAUGAAAGUCUUGAUUUUCGAAACAAAAGUUGAUAAGUUGGGCUAAAAAAGAUUGUUCUCUUUAUCUGGAAGAAAAGAUUUUAAUUUGUAAAACCUAUUGUAAAAUAAAAAAAUGUUCAAUGUGUUAUUUCAA